Molecule: messenger RNA, 1059 nt
Organism: Spirodela intermedia
Lineage: Eukaryota; Viridiplantae; Streptophyta; Magnoliopsida; Alismatales; Araceae
Source: the annotation of a GenBank genome assembly
AUGAGGAGGGUUCUCUCUAGCCGGCGAUGCGCGGCCGAAUGGGGAGGCAGCUGCUGCAGCAGCACCUCGGAGUACCAGGCUGCGGCGCGCGGCGGGGGGAAGAGGGAGAAGGUGGUGGUGAUCAUGGGGGCGACGGGGACGGGGAAGUCAAAGCUCUCCAUCGACCUGGCGGUGCGGAUGCCGCCGGCGGAGGUGGUCAACUCCGACAAGAUGCAGGUCUACGCCGGCCUCGACUUGACGACGAAUAAGAUCACCGCCGCCGAGCGCUGUGGCGUUCGGCACCACCUACUCGGGGAGCUCGACCCGGCGGCGGGGGAGCUCUCCGCCGCCGGGUUCCGGUCGCUCGGCGGCGCCGCUGUCGCUGACAUCGCCGCCCGCCGGCGGCUCCCCAUCGUCGCCGGCGGGUCAAACUCCUUCAUCCACGCGCUCAUGGUCGAGGACUACCGGCGCCCUCUCUCACUGGGGGCGCCGCCACCUGCGCCGCCGGCGAGGCUGCGGUACAGGGGGUGCCUGCUGUGGGUCGACGUGUCAGCGGCGGCGCUGUACGAGCAUUUAGACCGGCGCGUGGAGGAGAUGCUGGCGGCCGGGAUGUUCGAGGAGCUGGCGGCGAACUACGACCCGUGUCGGCAGCGGGGGCAGGGGGGAUACGUGGGGCCCUGGCGGGCCAUCGGAGUCCCCGAGUUCGACCGCUACUUCGAGAGGUUCUCGCCGGGGGCGGCUGUGGGCGGCGGCCCGGGGGCGGCUGCGGCGUACAGGGCGGCGGUGGAGGAGAUCAAGUUGAACACGCGGCGGCUGGCGGACGUGCAGGUGCGGAAGAUCUGGCGGCUGUGGGCGGCGGGAUGGCGGCUGCGGCGGCUGGACGCGACGGCGGCUGUGGCGGCGGCGCUGGAGGGGAGGGGGAGGGCCGACGUGGAGGCGGCCUGGGAGAGGGACGUGGUGGGGCCCAGCUUAGAGGCGGUGGCAGCGCUCUUGCAGGGAGAGGAGGAGACGACCGUUGCGGCGGCGGCGGAGGAGGAGGAGGAGGAGGUGCUCAGACCUCUCCGGCUGAGGCUCGGGUAG